Molecule: messenger RNA, 2346 nt
Organism: Pseudophryne corroboree (corroboree frog)
Lineage: Eukaryota; Metazoa; Chordata; Amphibia; Anura; Myobatrachidae
Gene: TATDN2
Product: TatD DNase domain containing 2
Exons: 7
Coding region: 131-2110 (659 amino acids)
Molecular function (GO): hydrolase activity, acting on ester bonds
Source: RefSeq, a predicted model, not a curated record
UCCCGUUCACCGUCUGACCACGCCCCCACUCUAAUACUCUGUUCUGGACCACCCCACGUGAUCCCGGGCAAGGAAGGACUGAGGUGCGGGCGGCGGGAGAUCCGGGACUCGCGGGAGACGGGCCAUCGCUAUGGCUGAUUGGCGUAGGAGCGGUUCGCGGAAGCAAAAAUGGUCAAGUUCCACAGAGAUGUCUCCAAGCAAAUACUUGAAAAGCAAUGAGUCCAAAAUCCCUAGAGGGGCCAAUCAGGACAGAGGCUCCGAGAGUCCCAGCCCACCACGGGAAAGACGCCGCGUGUCACUAUAUCCAUCUCAGAGUACGCCAAAAUACCGGUCAGAUUCCCGUUCUGGUGACCGGUCCUCUGAGAGGGUCAGAAGCAGAAGUAGGGGCGACAAGCGGGUGCAGAGACCAGACUUCCAUGAAAGCUCCCAGGUGGUAACGCCCGCAGAUGUGCCUGGAAAGUCCGCGUCACGAGAAGAGAGAAACGAUCAUACGAAAUUGAAGGAGACGCCCAAGUCACGGACACGGGAAAACCGCGUGCAGUGCGCCUUGUUCAAGAGAGCGGUCAGUGACAUUCUUGGGACACCCUCCAGGGCCAGAAGGUCUCUGGUCAGUGAAGAUGCAAGUCCACAGGGAUUAGAGUCUAGGGAGGAGAUAAGUCGUCCAGACCCGAAAGAGGCAGCACGAACAUUCCCAGCAGUCCAGCCAAAUAGCCCAGUGAAAGAGCCUGCACGGGAGAGAUCAUUGGAGAGGAAGGAUAUACACCUGGGGAAGUCACGUAGUCAUGGACGAGCUGUAGCAGACCCUCUACCUGAGCGAGGAGCUGAUGUCCUGGAGGAAACACGAAGGCUGGUGUUCCUAUAUGAAGAUGAUAAAGACUCAGAUACAGGCGACAUUCCGGAAAAGGAUCCUUCUAUCGGUAGCGAUUUCUCUGACUUGGAGGAUGUUGGGCCCUUGGCCAGAUUCUCCCAGGAAGAUGAGGUGGAACCUUGUUGCUCUGUAGAAGACCAUCGUGAACUGUCCUCACCUAAUUAUGUGAUGUACCCUCGUCAGCUGUACGGAAGUCCCUGGCGUCACUACAAAGAUGUCUUGCCUAGCAGUCCAAUGUACAGGCCACCCGCAGAACAGGACACCUGGCGUCAGGAGGCCCACAACAGCAGUUGCGUCACAGAACGUUCAGCAAAUGUGCUGGACAACAGUAAUGUAAGCCUGUCCAGUGACAUCGAAUGCACCACUGAGAAGAGCCGCCAGCCGCUAGGUUCCCUCCACUCGCCAUGGAACUCUCCCACGACGUCCCUGGACUACGGAUUCAUAGACACGCAUUGCCACCUGGACAUGCUCUUUUCAAGGUUAUCGCACAAAAGUUCCUUUGCAGCGCUCAGACGGCAAUUCGCCAGCACCUUCCCCAGGGAGUUUCAGGGCUGUAUUACAGAUUACUGUGACCCCCGCACAUUGCAGAAGCUUCCGUGGCAGCAGAUUCUGAACGAGGACAUGGUUUGGGGGGCAUUUGGGUGUCACCCCCAUUUUGCACAAUACUAUAAUGAUCGGCUGCUGGACGAGAUGAUGAAGGCCCUGAGGCACCCGAAAGCCAUCGCCUUCGGAGAAAUGGGACUUGAUUAUUCGCACAAAUGCUCAACUGUCAAGGAAGAGCAGCACCAGGUUUUUGAGAAGCAGCUGAAGGUGGCGGUGCCUCUGGGGAAGCCGCUUGUGAUUCACUGUCGGGACGCAGAUGAGGAUUUGUUUAAAAUCAUGAAGAAAUGGGUUCCCCGAGAUUACAAGAUACAUCGACACUGCUUUACUGGCAGCUACAAAGACAUAGAACCAUUUCUUGACCAGUUUCCAAACAUGGCUGUGGGGUUUACCGCCGUCUUGACGUACAAUUCUGCGGCGAAAGUGCGGGACGCUGUGACUCGGAUACCGCUGGAGAGGCUGAUCGUGGAGACGGAUGCACCGUUUUUUGUCCCCAGACAGGUGCCUAAAAGUGUCUGCAAGUUUUCCCAUCCCGGCCUGGCCUUGCACACUGUACAGGAAAUUGCCAGGCUGAGGAACCUACCUAUCAAGGAGCUCUUGUUGAAGCUACGGGAAAACACUCUCCGCAUCUAUAAUAUAUAAGUGCCUGGCCACCGGACCGUCUUUAUUUUUGGCUGUGGAAAUUUUAUGUUUUCAGGUGAAGAAAAACUCAGUCGUGCCUUAUUUUAAUUAAAAUGUUUUAAUUUUCUCUGGAAGUCAGAUGGGGUGUUUACACCCUGAGCAAUCAGUGUUAAUGUUUCUGUUUCUUAAAACCGCUUUUUUUUAAAUGUCUUUGCCUAUUAAAAAAAAAAAAAAAAAGAUUUAUUUUUGUUUUAAAA